AUGUCAGAGUCGAGGCUCUAUACCUUCUCGCAAGAGACCAAAGACCAGCUACGCAAGUUCCGGCUAGGCACGUCCCGGGCGAAGACGCCGCUGGCCAAAAUCUACCAAAUCGACGCCAAAACCCAAGAAAUCAAGCCCUCCUCCGAUGACACAUACAGCGACAUGCUCGAGCUGGCGGACGAGCUGCCAGACUCGUCGCCACGUUUCAUCCUCUUGAGCUACCCAUUAACCUUGGCCUCGGGGCGCCAGUCCGUCCCCUACGUCCUCCUGUACUACUUGCCCGUGAACUGCAAUCCCAACAUGCGCAUGAGCUACGCCGGUGCGGUGGAGUUGAUGCGCUCGACCGCCGAGGUGAACCGCGUGCUGGAGAUCGCCGACGCCGAGGACUUGCAGGAGAUCGAAGGGCGGUUGAAGGGCGAGGAUUGA
Messenger RNA from Fonsecaea erecta, 426 nucleotides. RefSeq lists its product as hypothetical. The transcript is spliced from 4 exons. The coding region runs from base 1 to 426 and encodes 141 amino acids. Gene Ontology annotation, molecular function: Arp2/3 complex binding; actin binding. Gene Ontology annotation, cellular component: actin cortical patch. The record is from RefSeq and is a predicted model, not a curated record. Gene Ontology annotation, biological process: actin filament debranching; negative regulation of Arp2/3 complex-mediated actin nucleation. Lineage: Eukaryota; Fungi; Ascomycota; Eurotiomycetes; Chaetothyriales; Herpotrichiellaceae.